UUUCCGGCCGGACGCGUACAGUGGCGUCCCACUGAGGGAAACGUCCUUCCGGUCUCAGCGUCACCGCCUCAAUUCAAACCGGGGAGAUGGCGGGUAAUCCCGAAGCGGUGCCGGUGUCAGCCUCGCAGGAUCAGGACGCCCGGACCCCCUCAGACUCCCAGGCCUCGGUGCCCGCCUCUCCCGCGGAGGACUUCCGAGUGCGCUGUACCUUGAAAAGGGCCGUGGCGGAAGUGAUGGAGCAAUGCGGUCGCUUUGUGCAGGAGCUCGGGGCCGCGCUGCCGGAGGACGUCCGAGACCUUGCGCUGCGGGACGCGCAAUGGACUUUUGAGUCCGCUGUUCAGGAGAAUGUCAGCAUCAAGGGACAAGCCUGGCAGGAAGCUACGGACCACUGUCUUAUGGAUGCUGACAUCAAAGUGCUUGAAGAUGAAUUUGAUGAGCUCAUAGUAGAUGUGGCAACAAAACGUAGGCAGUACCCGAGAAGGAUCCUCGAGAGUAUCAUCAAGACCUUGAAAGCACAGCACGAGAGUCUGAAGCAGUAUCGGCCUGUUGUACAUCCCUUGGACCUGCGAUGUGACCCUGACCCAGCUUCUCAUGUGGAAAGUUUGAAAUGCCGAGGGGACGCCAUAGCUAAGCAAAUCAGUGACGCCAUGAAGGCUUUGCCUGCGUUAAUUGAACAAGGAGACGGCUUUUCCCAGGUCUUGAAGAUGCAGCCUGUCAUCCAGCUACAGAGGAUCAAUCAGGAAGUCUUUUCCAGCUGUUGCAGGAGAGCAGAUACCAAGCCCGACAAGUCUGUAACACAAAUAGAAACCACGCCGACCGAGACUGCAGCCAGGAAAGCCUCGAACAUUGUGCUGAAGAGAAAGCACGCCCCGUCGGACUGCUCUCAGAGAAAGCGCUACCCGCUGCGGCUAAAGAAAAUCAACCUCGACGGAUAAGCUGUGGGUUGGGGAAUUGAAGUCAGUGCUCUCAGCGUUUGGGUCACGGUCUGCUGCGCGGGGGACGUCACUUCAACUGCCUGUCACUCUCUGCAGGCACAGUGCUCCACUCUGCUUGUCCUGGGCUGUGGCGGGUUCUCUACGCCCUUGAUCUCCUUCUGCGCUAGGUAAAAGCCUUUUGAGGAUUGCACAGCCCUGGCCGUGUCCUCAGAUGCCAUCGGUCCCUGCAGGGGUGUGGACUGAUGCCCUGGGGUGGCUCUGCACGGCAGUGUGUGCAUGGCUAGUUCAGUUCAUAGGUGAGCGCACCGAAGACUGGCCUGGCCUUGGCUCUGUUCCAUGGGCAGUUAAUUUACAGUUUUAGGGUUUUGUUUUGUGAGAAAGGAGAAGGCUAUUAUUUAUGCAGGGAAUAUUCUUAAAAAGCAAACCUGAGGCUGGAGCCUCUGUUUCUUGCCUACACUUUCAUGUCUGUAGGUUUUUUAAUAUAACUUGACUGGGAACUGAUAGUUUCUUUUAAAGUCUUCGUUUCCAAAUAGAUCCUUCCAGUUCAAAGCAUACAUUAGGGUUGUUUGUCAUGCCAUGUACAGCAGAUCUAGGCCGAGUGAGCUACCCCUGUUAAGGGCGUUGAUAGCUGAUAUAGUGUCAGACUUAAAAGGGUCUCAGCAAACUUACACUCUGAGAUUUAGCCACAGCCUCUCAGAGCCGGCAUUAUGUCUCACACGGUGCAUUGUAGAUAGGGCCUCUAGCUUACCACCUGUUUCCUUUUUGGGUGAUUCUACACUCUUGUCCGUUUCCAGAGGAAUGUACUAAGGGCUUGGAAAUUCUGUAUUACUCUUGCUUGGUAUGUCCCCAUGAUCAUACACAUCUAGGUUUGUCUGGUUUUCUCAUUUGAAAAAGCCUUAUGGUGAGGCCAUUUAUGGAAUCUUUAGAUUCUGUUUUAGUGUUCCUACAGAGCAAUGUUUUUGUUUUGUGUUUUAAAAUAACAUAUAAAGACCAAAUUCCUGGGUCGUGCUCUCUCCAGCUAACAAAGCAUUCUUGGUGCCAGCCUGCACCAGACAGCAGGUCGGCACUCUGCGUUCUGAGUAAACUGACCUUUGCCUGAGAAUCACUUGGUGACUUCAGGAGGUGGCUGCUGUUCUGUGAUUGGUCUUACUUCAGAAGUUCCCAAGCAGGCAAGGCUGUGAGGCAAUGCGGUGGUUUUCCACUGGGCGAGUGCUGUAGGACCCAAUGGGAACAUGAGCUUGGAGGUGUCCCGCUGGGUGGUUUUCCACUUUGCGAGUGCUGUAGGACCCAAUGGGAACAUGAGCUUGGAGGCGUCCCGCUGGGUGGUUCUCAGGAUCUGAGGCUGCACCAAGAGGAGUUUUGAGUGAUUCACAAAUGUCUGGCAUGAAUGUGACUUGACCUUGGAGAGGUGACCGGGGCCCACGUACAACAGUUUUCAGUGGAGGGUUGUCUUCCAAGGGAGCAUUUGUCAAGGCCAAGGCACUUCUGCCUAUGGUAACUUAAGGUGUUUGUGUGUGUGUGUCGGGAGAGGGGGUACUACUGUCACAGUGAGCUGACGCUGCACCUAUCCCAGACCAGUCAUCCUGAGGCAGAGAAGCCUGUUGAGGGGAGAGCUGUAGUGUAAGGUGGUGCGGCUGUUGCGCCAUUCCGACCCAUCUGGGAAGCACUAUCAGUACUGGUGUGCGACUGUUGUGGCAUUCUGCCUGUUUAUACCCUGUGUGUGUGUGUCCCUGCCAGCCUGGGCUGCCUGGCAAUACCGUGUGUGUGUGCGUG
This is a messenger RNA of Microtus ochrogaster (prairie vole), 2708 nucleotides long. It is a transcript of the gene Nsl1, whose product is annotated as NSL1 component of MIS12 kinetochore complex. NCBI's taxonomy places the organism in Eukaryota, Metazoa, Chordata, Mammalia, Rodentia, Cricetidae. The record is from RefSeq and is a predicted model, not a curated record. Gene Ontology annotation, cellular component: MIS12/MIND type complex; kinetochore. Gene Ontology annotation, biological process: mitotic sister chromatid segregation.